CCUCCUCUCCGCCCCGCCCCCUCCCCCGUCCCCGCCUCGGGAAGCGCCUUCGUGGGUCCCUCUCAGGCUCAGCGCCCUUCUUCGCCUCCACCGCCUCUCACUCCUCUGUCUCUCGCAACAGCAGCACAAAGCGAUUCAACAUAGCCAUCAGCAACAUCAUCAGCAGCAGCAUCAGCAGCCGCAACAUCACCAGCAGGAGCAGCAUUAUCAUCAGCAGCAGCAGCAUCAGCAGCAUCAUCAGCAGCAGAAGGAACAACAAAGCUGAUCGCCCGAUGGAGGCUCGCCAGUGUGAUGAUCUCUGAGCUGAGCCGAGUUCAGCCCGAGUCUGGGGCCCCCCACGAUUCAGCAUCAGCGUCAUCAUGCAGCCCCCCCCGCGGAAGGCGAAGGUGACGCAGGAGGUGCGGUGUGCACAGACGGAGCAGCUUGCCCGGCUCACGGCCAAACACCAGCAGGAGAGCGACCUCCUGGAGGACAUCCGGUCGUUCUGCAAGCAGCGGGCAGCCAUCGAGAAAGAUUAUGGACAGGGCCUGCAGAAGCUGUCCUCGCAGUUCCUUCGGAGAGAGUGGAGCGUGCAAGAACCGGAGGGAGUGAACAAUAGCGGCAGCAGGAGCGCGUUCGCCGUGUGGCGCCUCGUGCUGCUCGGCACGCUGCAGGCCGCCAACAGCCGCCUCGUGGCGGCCGAGAGCUACCGGAGCCGCGUGGCCGAGCCGGCCAAGGCGGCGCGGGCGGCGCGCGACGCCCAGCUCAAGAAGUGCUCGGACCGUCUGGUGACUCUGCAGGCUGAGCUCGCCGACACGGUGAAGGAGCUGGAGAAAGCCAAGAAGAGAUUCUCUGAGCUGGAGCGAUUGUCCAAUCAGACGCGAGGAAAGAGUGGGGACACUGAGAGCUGGCUCAAGCGGAGCGAGUUCAGCAGCCUCUUCCACUCCAAGGCGAGCCUGCAGAAAGCCAACGCCAGGAUGGUGGCGAGGCGGAAGGAGUGCCACGUGAAGCUGCGGCAGGCGCGGAACGAGUACGUGAUAAGCGUGGCGGGCGCCAACGCUCACCAGCAGCGCCACGCCAGCACAGACAUCCCCGCGCUGCUCUCGGCUCUGGAUGGCGACGUCUACGAGCGGCUGUGCGAGUAUUUCUGCGUGCUGGGCCAGACGGAGCUCGAGUCGUGCCAGAGCACGCAGGAGCCCUUCGUGGCCCUGCUGCAGGCCGCACACGGGGUGUCUCGCGAGCACGACCUGAAGCUCUUCCUGCGUGAGAACGCGGUGGUGACGGAGCUGCCGCCCUUCUGCGCGCACACCGGCGACGACGCCGGUCCCGAGCUGCUGGGCCCUGAGGAGGGAGCAGAGGAGGUCGACCAGAGCCUGGACAAGGAGGCCCGCAAGUGGGCCUCGAAGGUGGCACGCGACCACAAGGUCUCCGUACACGCCCAGUGGGUACUCCAGGAGCUGGAGGGGCAGAUAGCGGGCGCGGGGGGCCCGGGGGGAGUUCUGGAUCCGGCCGCCAACCUUGACCUGGAGGCAAAGAUGGAGGAAGCACGGGAGAGCAUCCGGAAAGCGGAGACGGACCGGCUCAAGGCCGCCGCGUGCCUCUCGCUGCUGCGGCGCGUCGGCGUCGACGUCGACCUCUGGCUCGACGGCGCCAUGACCAAAGCGACGGCCGAGCUGGAGAGCGAGCGGCGCGCGAGCGAGGCGCGGCGCAACAACGGGGAACUCUCGCCCACGGAGGAGCUGUCGCUGGGAGGAUACUACGAUGGCGAGGAGUUUGAGUCGGACACUCUGGAUGAGAGUGGCUCCUCACCCUCGGGGACCUGGCGGCAGUACCCACAGACGUGCCGCGUCCUCUACUCCUACCAGGCGAACAUGCCGGAUGAGUUGACGAUUGACAAGGAUGAGAUGCUGGAGAUCAUCGAGGACGGGGACAUGGAGGACUGGGUCAAGGGCCGGAACGCGGCGGGCAAAGUUGGCUACGUGCCGGAGAAAUACCUCCAGCCGCUGGAGCCCGGCGGGGGGGGCGGGGGGCCCGGGGGGGGGUUCGGGGGUGGCGGCGGGACCGGCGGUCUGCGUGGCAGCACGUCGGCGGACGUCAUCUCCUACACGUCGGGCAACUCCAUCGAGCCCGAGCUGCCCACCGAAGCCUCGCUCGGGGUGUGGCUGGCACGGGCGCUGUACGACUACGAGGCACAGACGGAGGACGAGCUCUCUUUCCCCGAGGGUGCCAUCAUCCGCAUCCUGCACCGCGGCGGAGCCGACGAAGAGGUGGAGGAGGGCGACGUGGACGACGGCUUCUGGAAGGGCGAGCUCAACGGCCGUGUCGGCCUCUUCCCCUCGCUCGUUGUCGAGGAGAUGAACUCCGGCGCCGGCGCCGAGGGCAGCAGCGGGGGCAGCAGGAGCCCCGACGAGGAGCGCCGGCCGUCCCCGCUGUCGCCCGCCGCCGGCCUGUCCCGCUUGUUGAGGCCGGUUUCAUUGGCGCACAGCGGCCCCCCGAGCCCCGAGGUGCUCCGGCCGACCCGGCCUCCGCGGCCAGCCUCCGCCAUCAUCGCUGGAUCGAGCGGAUGUGCCAACGGAGACAUAGGAGGCGCGUUUCGGCUCCCGCCCGUACAGAGACCCUCCCUGCGGCCGGUCAGGGCAGCUCCCCCGCCCCCAACAAAGAAGGCCGCCGCCCUGCAGGAUGAAGGCUUAGAGGUCACGCUGGUGUGACCUCGCCGACCCCAUUUCGGGGUCAAAGUGUCAAUCGUCCUUGCUCUCCCCCCCUCGCCCGCUGGCCGGGAGAAGUGUCCCACGCAGGGGUCCCGCUGGGGGGGCCCCAGAGCCCCCCUGCCCCGCCCUCCAAUCUUCCUGUGGUUACCCGGGUCGGUGGGGAGGGGGUUACCCCCACCCCGAGCCGUGUGGAUGAACUCCCCACCGGCGGGACGCUCGAGCCGCCCAAGAAGCCCGUAGUCGCGGUCCGCCCCUCUGCGCGGCCUCUCGCUGAGGCUUUGUUGUCUGUGCUCUCAUAGCAAGUGUAAUAUAUUGUUACUAUAAUAAUAAUUAAUGUUAUAUCAUUACUGUUAUCGGUGCAUCGGUGGCUCAUACCUAGCCCCCCUCUCCACCCACAAAUUCUGCCAACUGCCAAAGUGGGGGGGAGGGGGACACCCAGGGGCAGCCCCCCCGCCUCCGCCACAAGCCAAGCUGUGCUUCCCCCAUCUCGCCCCCCCCUCCACCUCCCCCCGACCCUCAGCUCCCCUGCCAGCCUCUGCCACCGUAAAAAAAUAUAUCGUGGCAUUUGAGGCCGGUGGGAAGUGGCAUUUAGAGCGAGCAGGUGGCACGGCAGAUCUGAGUGGUGGCUCGAACUCGGCUCUCGCGGCCUUGGCCACUCGCCAGUGAUCAGCCCUCCCCCCCCCCGCCCAAGCAAGCCCCCCGCUUCCCUCUUCAUCCUCCUCGUCCUCUCUCCCCUACUAAUUCCACAUCCUCUUCCUCCCCCCUCCUCAAUUCAUAACCGAAGGAAAUUGGGACCAUGGGGGGGGGAUAUGGGUAACCCCAAAUGAACAGACAAAGAUCGCCUAUAUAGGCUUCAACAAACUGGCUGGGCAUGUGCUGUUGGCGAACACCUUUUAAGGACAAAGAGACGCACAAAGGGUUUGGGGGAGGUGGCCAGCACCACGCCCGGCCGCCUUUAUGUCCACCAGUGCCGAUGUUUACACACCGCACCAGCUAAUCAUUUAAGGCCGAGUCGACUUUGGGGAGGCCCUGCACUGGUUUAGAUAUUCAUCCCUGGUGUUGGCCGUGAGCAAUGGGAUCGAACUCGGGUUUGUCCGAGUUCGUAGCGCAUGGCACCUACGACAGCCCCACCGCUCGCUCCCCCACCCUAACCACAUCCUCAACCGCCAGCACCGCCACCGCUACCAUCGAGAUGGCUGCGCCAAACGCAGUGGGUGUUGACAGUGGUGAGCAGGCAUGGUGCGACGACACUCACCACAUGGCUCUCCGUGCCUUGCACCGCGUUCUCCGCAUUGCACGACAACCUCGCCCCAUCGUCUCUGGAUUUUCAAGCAAACGUUGGGGGUCCGUCUUGUAACCCGGUGGGCGUGGGGCGUGUGUGUGUAGGUGCUCGCUUACAGCACUGAUGUGUCUCUGUGUGGGUGUGGGGAGCGGUGGCACAGAGGUUGGCACACUCGCCCUACGAACCCGGCGACCACCGGUUGUGUUCCUCCUCACGGUUUAAUUUUGACGAAUAUCUCCAAAGGGUCUUGAGCACUCCCCUAGGUCGACUCCGUUGUACCGGGAAGACAAAGGCUGCCGGGCAUGCGUGGUGCUGGCCACCCCCACCUCCGUCGUGUGCUCUGGAGGCUCUCCAAGGGUGCUCCCUAACAGCACUUGCCCCAACACCCUGACAGAGACUAUAUGGGGAAUCUUUGUCUGUAGCCAAAUGUGUGUGGCUGUUGACACAGGUUCGGGAUGCGCUUCUCUGGAGCGUCUUGCAAUCCGUGGAAUACGGCAAUAGGACAAUAGUCAUAACCAUUUAGAGGUCGCAUUAGUCCACUGCUGGAUGGAGGCUUCCCCACACCGCUCGGGUCAAUCAUCGGGGUGGUUUUACCUUCACCACGCUAGUCCGUGCGAGUUUGAUGAAAGGGGUCGGCCAACCCUGAAUCUAUUUUCCAGCAUCCGGCACACCACGUCCUCUGUGCGUCUCGCUUUGUGGCUACUGCGAGCCACGUACCGCAGUACCAGCGGCCUGGGGAAUCUUCAGUGAGACGAUGUAGGCGACGUUCCUUCUUCAGGGCCAUGAAGAGAAGGGUCCUCGUCCGAAACGUCGGUUUCGCUGCCGUCUAUAUUGUCAAUUGUGUGGGACGAUAGCCAGCUGUCAAUGCGUGCGACCGGAGUGUGGCAGUCAAAAGAAGACGCGCCCCCCCCCCCCCCCCCCGUGGAGAUGGAGCGAUGAGGUCGGCUCGCGGGUGGGGAUCGGAGCACGUAGACGGCUUGUGGGGGGCCUUUGUCCAGCAGCGGAGAGACCAUGGCGGCGCGAUGACGAUGGAAGCCGCGGUGGUGAACGCGGUGCCGUGAGGCCUCUUUGUUUGGCGCCUCCCCAGCCCUCCUUCGCCCCCCCCCCCCCCCCCCCCCCCGCGAUUCAGCACCUCGUCGAUGCGCCAUCACUUGUGUUGCCGUUGCAAUGUCGCGGCCUCCAGUGGCUGGAGGCGCCGUGAACGAACUCGAUUCACAGACGCCCUCGUGGAUUGAAGCGAAUCGAUCGUUGCCGCCGACUCGAUGCGCGAAUCGUGCCCUCCGUAGACGAUAUUCAUCGAUGUUAAUCGGCGGAUUGCGUGACGCGAAGUGGGGGGCGGGGGGGGGGA
This is a messenger RNA of Petromyzon marinus (sea lamprey), 5317 nucleotides long. RefSeq names its product F-BAR and double SH3 domains protein 2-like. Gene Ontology annotation, biological process: regulation of actin filament polymerization; neuromuscular synaptic transmission. Gene Ontology annotation, cellular component: neuromuscular junction; recycling endosome. Lineage: Eukaryota; Metazoa; Chordata; Hyperoartia; Petromyzontiformes; Petromyzontidae. Gene Ontology annotation, molecular function: protein binding. The record is from RefSeq and is a predicted model, not a curated record.